Syngnathoides biaculeatus (alligator pipefish) is the source of this 1580-nucleotide messenger RNA. It is a transcript of the gene tomm40, whose product is annotated as translocase of outer mitochondrial membrane 40 homolog (yeast). The transcript has 9 exons. The record is from RefSeq and is a predicted model, not a curated record. NCBI's taxonomy places the organism in Eukaryota, Metazoa, Chordata, Actinopteri, Syngnathiformes, Syngnathidae. Gene Ontology annotation, molecular function: transmembrane protein transporter activity. Gene Ontology annotation, biological process: protein import into mitochondrial matrix. The coding region runs from base 141 to 1169 and encodes 342 amino acids. Gene Ontology annotation, cellular component: mitochondrial outer membrane translocase complex; mitochondrial outer membrane.
ACCGGUGAACUCUUGAUACCGGAAAAGGGCGGGCCCUCGUCAACUACGGCCGCAGACGCUGCGGUGAACUUUACCGGCGCAGACCGCCCACCCCCCCACCCCCUGGACCAAAUCCUUUAUCUCUGUACAAUCUUCACACUAUGGGCAGUGUGCUGGCUGCUGCCUCCCCUGCUCCCGUCCCGGCCGCGGCUGGAGGUGGCCAGGGGGUCCCGGGUUUGGUUUCGGUGCCUCCCGGUUUCACCAUGCCCCCUGUGUCCUCUGUUCCUUCGUCGUCUGAGCUACAGAUCACCGAUGUGGAGCAGUCGUCGUCGCUGCCCAACCCGGGCACUUAUGAGGAGUGCCACCGCAAAUGUAAAGAGGUGUUCCCGAUACAGAUGGAAGGUGUCCGGUUAGUUGUGAACAAAGGCUUGAGUAACCACUUCCAGGUGAGCCACACCAUCACCCUCAGCACAUUGGGCGACUCCGGCUAUCGAUUCGGCUCCACGUACGUCGGCAGCAAACAGACUGGACCGGCCGAGUCGUUCCCGGUCAUGGUGGGAGACAUGGACAACACGGGGAGCCUCAACGCCCAAAUUAUCCACCAACUCACCACCGCCAUCCGCUCUAAAAUAGCCCUUCAAACUCAGCAGCAUAAGUUUGUGAACUGGCAAUGUGACCUGGAGUACCGUGGGGCCGACUUCACCUCUGCCCUGACGUUGGGAAACCCGGACAUCCUCGUAGGCUCCGGCAUCGUUGUGGCCCAUUAUCUCCAGUCCAUAACAUCUGCGCUUGCUCUCGGGGGUGAGCUCGUAUACCACCGGAGACCGGGCGAGGAGGGAACGGUCACAUCCCUCCUGGGCAAGUACACAGGCAACAACUACGUGGCCACGGUGACUGUGGGAGGAGCAGGAUGCCACGCUACAUACUAUCAUAAAGCCAACGAUCAGUUGCAGGUAGGUGUUGAGUUUGAAGCCAGCACGCGGAUGAAAGAGACCACCGCAUCUUUGGGUUACCAGCUAGAUGUGCCCAAAGCCAACUUGCUCUUUAAAGGCACUGUGGACAGCAACUGGGUUGUAGGCGCCACGUUGGAGAAGAAGCUGCCGCCGCUGCCCCUCACCAUGGCGCUUGGAGCCUUCCUCAAUCACCGCAAGAACAAAUUCCAGUGCGGCUUCAGCGUCGUCAUCGGCUAGACGGGCCCCAACCCGGAGCCGGAGCCGGCGGCGCCGCCGCCCCCUCGGAAACCAGCUCACGGGCCUCAGCUCGGACCGGCACAGAGACGCGCACACACAGGAACCCGGAUUGAGUUUCUCCCACCAUUACAUUCAGAGACGCUCUUUUUACCACAGUGAUUUUUGGGGGAAGGCGCCACAGACGAGACGGACGGAGAAGAUCAGCGACACGCUGGGACUGGCCGAGCCGUGUCCGUCUGUCUGCCUGCAUGGUGUAGCACUCUCUUGUCUUUUACUUUGGAAGGAACGCCGACCAGAGGGAGGAGUCACGUGGAUGUCACGUGAAAAUCAAACCGAGUCUGUGUUUAGACGUUAAUAUAUGGUGAUCGUCUGUGAUGGAGGCAAAUAAAUGUCAUGACUUUUUCUAAUGAU